UACUAGCGUAAGCAAGCAUUGUCAGUUGCUGGGAUUCAACUCUACCUUGUAUCUAUCCUGCAAAUGGAUAAAACAAACCAAAUCAUUCGCUAGAAAGGAGAUGUAUAUCUAGUCUACUUGUUUACACGGAGUGCAUCGCCCUGUAUGGAGCAGGCGGAAGGGGAGUGGUCGUGGUGGUGUGGGGAGCUGGCUUAUAAGGCGUGUGCAUGUUGUGACUGUUGGCGUACGAGGCUGGCAUUCAUCCUCGACCUAACGCUGAUAAUCAAUGGGUCACCGCCGCGAUGGAGGCUGGACACAUGCAGCAGCAUCUGCCCGUGUCGUGCAGGCCCUGGGCUUGUGCCUGCUGGCAACACUCGCAUCGUCUGCCACAUUACCAGACACUGAUUUCAGUCACUUGAAUGAAGAAUUUCACACACGUGGAGGAUCUACACAAAUUUCAGAAUUCGACACAAAAGGAGAACAGGAGCAAAUCACACUUGAGCCUGGCGACACCAAGAGAAAAGGAUGUGGGAGACCACAAAAAGUGGCCUUCGCCAGCCUGAGCCCACAGUUCAUCUGGAGGCAGUGGUUCUCCCUGCGGGAGCUCGCAAGCUACCACUGUAACAUGGGCUACACCGUGAGCGGCUCCUCCUACAGCAUCCGGUGUAUCGAGGGCGGCUGGACAAAGCACAAAUUCUCCUGCGUGUUGGUGACAUGCAAAGUCCCGGUUGAGCCGGAGAACGGCUUCAUCAGUGUGGCGACGGAGCCGGUGUACGGCAGCGUGGCGUCGUACAUGUGUGCCGACGGAUACUCUCUGGUGGGGCCACAGCUCCGACGCUGCACGCAGGAUGGAAUCUGGAGUGACAUCGACCCAGUCUGCGAGGCCUUGAGCUGCCCGCAGCCCCCAGACGUUGCCAACGGCGAGGUCGUGCAGAUGGUGCAGGACGCGUUCUCGCUGGGCGACUCCGUCUUGUACGCAUGCCACGAUGGCUUCUCCAUAUCCGGCAAGGCCCACGUCACGUGUCUCGAUUCCGGGAUCUGGUCCAAGCCGCCCACGUGCAUCGGCGGGGUCGCCAUGUCAGCCGUAGGUCUAUGCCCGGCGCCGCCGGACAUCCCGGGAGCCACGUUGGUGGGGGGCGCCAACGACGACGGGCGCUACUGGGAGGGCAGCUCCGUGCGCUACGAGUGCCGUGCAAGCCGCACGGGGGCAGCGUCGGCACCGCCCAGCGAGACCUUGCGCUGCCUGCGCAACACGCAGGGCGAUGGAGUGCGGUGGAGCCCUGCGACGCUCUUCUGCGCACAGGAUUGUGGGAACCCGGGCAGCCCAAGGCAUGGGCGGCUGGAGGGAAGUUCGUUCACAGAGGGAGAUUCUGCCACGUUCGUGUGCAACAUCGGGUACAAGAUUGGUGGGAAGGAUCACAUUAACACCACGUGUGGCUCAGACGGACGCUGGUCGCGCCCGCUGCAAGACUGCGAGCUCGUCAACUGCGGAGAGCCUGUCAUGGAGAACGGUGCAUGCACGGGGUCAGCGUUCACUUACAAUGCGCAGGUCAACUGCAGCUGCGACGUCGGGUUCAUCAGGCACGGCCGCACAGGCCACAGGCUCUGCCAGGAGAAUGGGCUCUGGACAAUGGCGUCGCCGUGCACCUUGCUGAGCUGUGGGUCCCCGCGACCGAUCCUGAAUGGACGCUGGACUGGGAACCUCACCUACGGGCAGGUCAUCACCUACAGCUGUAACGAGGGCUACCGGAUGGUGAAGUCCACGUCGAUCGUGGUCUGCCAAGCGAACGGGCUAUGGCUGGGCAGGCCUCCCACGUGCGCACCGAAAACAUGCCCUGCACUGUCGGCUCCACGAGAUGGGUUCAUUGAGAAUGACGAAGUCACCGUGGGCACUGUGGUCAUCUUUGGCUGUAACAAAGGUUACGAGUUGGCAGGUAAACCCACAACUGAAUGCCAGCCAUCCCUGACGUGGUCCAGUGCUAUUCCAUCCUGUCAGAUGGUCACGUGCCGUGCUGCCCCCCUGGAGCACGGACGGGUGAACGUCACCGCGGUGACGCCGUUCGGCUCGGCGGCCGCGUACGACUGCGACCUCGGCUUCGUGCUCGUGGGGGAGCGUGUCCGCGUGUGCCUCGACACGGGCGUGUGGAGCGGCAGCAACCCACGCUGCCACCGGAUAAAGUGCGAGACACCGCUUGAGCUGCAGCACGGAGAGGUGGUGGUGGACCGGGCUAACCCGAACCGCGUCAUCUACGUUUGUCACGAGGGGCUCGUGCUGGAGGGGCCCAACGUGCGCAUGUGCACAGACGCGGGGACGUGGAGCGGGACGGAGCCGAAGUGCAGAGAAAUACCAAGCAAUGAGUGCGGGCCUCCUCCUCAAAUCACCAAUGCCGAACUGCCUCUGAAGCUGGCGAUCAUCUCGAGCUUCAGAGUGGGCACGCUGCUUCGCUACCGCUGUUCCGCCGGCCACGCCGUCACCUCCGAUUCCUCCUACACCAUCUCCUGCACCGUCCAGGAGCACGGUGUCACCUGGAGUACCCCACGACUCACCUGCCUGCCAAAGGUCUGCAGUUACCCUGGUGAAAUUGACAAUGGAUAUAUGACCGGAACAAUAUUUACAUUUGGAAGCAAAGUCACGUACUACUGCAACAAAGGGUACACCAUCUCGGAGCGACACACCACCAGGGAGUGCAUGGCAGACGGGACGUGGUCGUUCGCCCUCCCUAUUUGUCAACCCGCCACGUGCGAGUGGCCGCGACCCAAGCCCGGCGUGGUGAUACAGCGGCCGAGCAGGGCCGAGUACAACGGCGUCAUCUCGCACAGCUGUGAGGAGGAGAAGCUGCAGCUGGUGGGGUCGACGACGCGCACCUGCCAGGCGGACGGCACGUGGAGCGGCGAGGAGCCGUGGUGCAGAGAGAGUGUGUGCGAGAAACUCCCGGGUAUUGUGAACGGGAAGUUGCUGUUGAUCCCCGACGACCCCACGCUGGUGAAGUACGUCUGCGACAAGGGACUCGUGCUGGAGGGACCUUCUGUGCGCGUGUGCACCAACGCAGGGACGUGGAGCGGCAGCGAACCGAUGUGCAGACGUGCCCUGCGCGAGGAGUGUGGAGCACCCCCCCACGUGGAUAACGCGGAGCUGCCCGCGGACGGCGCGGAGCGGAGUAGCUACGAGGUGGACACCGUGCUGCGCUACCGCUGCAAGCCAGGCUACGUCAUGUCCCAGGGCGCCUUCCACACCAUCAAGUGCACCGUGAACCACGACGUGGCCGGGUGGAGCGCCCAUCGCUUCACCUGCACCGGCAUAAAGUGCGAGGCACCGCCUGAGCUGCAGCACGGAGAGUGGGUGACGGACCGGGAGAACCCGAACCGCGUCAUCUACGUUUGUCACGAGGGGCUCGUGCUGGAGGGGCCCAACGUGCGCAUGUGCACAGACGCGGGGACGUGGAACGGGACGGAGCCAAAAUGCAGAGCGCCUCCCAGUGGCGAGUGCGGGACUCCCCCUCAAGUGCCCAACGCCGAGCUGCCUCCGGGACUCCUUUCGGUGCUGCGCUUCAGGGUGGGCACGGUGCUGCGCUACCGCUGCUCUCCCGGCCACACCGUAUCCUCCAACUCGUCGUACACCAUCUCGUGCGUCGGGAGCCAGGACUCGGCCUCCUGGACCAACCACCGCCUCACCUGCACGCCAAAGCAGUGCAGACACCCCGGCGAAAUAGAAAACGGCUAUUUCACGGAGUCCAACUUCACGUUUGGAAGCAAAGUAAAGUACUCCUGCAAUGAAGGGUACAUCAUCUCGGAGCGACACACGACCAGGGAGUGCAUGGCGGACGGGACGUGGUCGUUCACCCUCCCCGUGUGUCAACGUGAGGACCGGGCCGGGAACCACAAUGCAGGGCCCACCACAGGGGACCCCUCCAAAGGUCUUCAGUUGGAGCAGCAGCAUCUCACAUAAGCGAUGUUUCCUUGGCUCCUGGAACGAGGAGGAGGUGGGCGCAGUUGCAAGAGGUGCUACCCAGACGGUGUCUGGUGUGGCUCAAACAACAGCAUCUCCUGGUGUGGCUGACACUGCAAGCUAUUUUCUGAAAGCAUCUUUACUUGUUAAUUUAGGAAAGCUCCACUAAGUGUUUAAGACUCUUACAUGAUAAUCUUGCUCUGAACGUUUGUUCAUUUCCUUUGGUCUGAAUAAAAAAAAAGAAAAA
This is a messenger RNA of Lethenteron reissneri (Far Eastern brook lamprey), 4172 nucleotides long. Its product is annotated as sushi, von Willebrand factor type A, EGF and pentraxin domain-containing protein 1-like. The record is from RefSeq and is a predicted model, not a curated record. Gene Ontology annotation, molecular function: G protein-coupled receptor activity. NCBI's taxonomy places the organism in Eukaryota, Metazoa, Chordata, Hyperoartia, Petromyzontiformes, Petromyzontidae. Gene Ontology annotation, cellular component: membrane.